CUUCCAAAAAGAUACACUUUCGUUUUUUAGUAAACGAAGAAGUACUCAGGCGGUCUACCUUCAUACACAGCUCGUUCAGGCUGAAAAAUGGGUUGCAUUUAUUACGCCUUGCUGCAUGCUUUUAUGAUUAUCGGUAUCUCUCAUUCAUCAGCGAGAAGACCGACCUACAAAGAUUCGCAGUUAACCGGUCGUUUAUACAACGGAACUGGACGCUCGAACAGUUACCGAGACAGUGCUCGUGGAUCUAAUUACGACAAUUAUGGCCCAAAACCAGUGGAAUGUGUAUGCCCCCCGCCAACAAGCUCUCCUGCAACGGCCGCACCGGCACCGUCAGCGUAUCCAACCGAUAUCAGCGCAAAUUCGUUAACGGUGAAAGAAAUCCGUCUGGGCCAAUGGCUGAUCCGUGAUGAAGAGUGCGAUGAGGACGGACAACGCUGCCUGGUAUUCCGCGACGCCACCGGUAGCGAUGAAGACCGGCUGGCGCUCAAAGAAGGCCUGGGCUCGUCCACCUUCGAAGGCCAAGGCAAACUGAAACUGCACGCCGUCGAUCUGAAUGACCUGCAAAUCGGAAAGGACUGGAAACUGUACCAGGAUGACAGCAGUGGAGCGUUGUGGAUACAGGACCGUGUGACGGCUGGACUGCACCGUAUCGCCAUUAAUCGCGGGAUCGGCAGCACCAUUAAUUUCAAUCCGGCGGUGCUGACCAACGGAGCCGGGCAGCUGCAAGUAACCGAAAUCCAGUUCGAACGCAAAUGGUUGUUCCAUCAUGGUCCCUACCCUGCGGCUGGUCCAGAAUACUUUGUCCUCCGCGAUUACGACGCAUAUCUUAACGGAAGGCAAGAUUACAGAUACGCUUAUAAGGAGAAAACUAAUCAAAAUUUUUAUACUUAAUGCAGUUGUUCGCUUGCCGGUUGUUUUUAUAAUGUGCCUAACAGAUAUCGAGCUUCUCC
Paramacrobiotus metropolitanus is the source of this 950-nucleotide messenger RNA. RefSeq lists its product as uncharacterized. Lineage: Eukaryota; Metazoa; Tardigrada; Eutardigrada; Parachela; Macrobiotidae. Bases 88 to 891 code for a protein of 267 amino acids. The record is from RefSeq and is a predicted model, not a curated record. The transcript has 4 exons.